AUGGAUGACACGCUAUCGGUUGAUGCAAAGACAGUCAUCGUACAAGCGAUCAAAGUGUUGACGUUUCUAGUACUGAAUUAUCUCCUUGCAAGUGCAGGCUUCAUUGCAAUUCUCUUUGGUGUCGCGUUUUCGCUUGGCUCAUUGACGCUCUGUUGUUUGGGUGUCGUCCUAUUCCAGGGCCUCUUGUAUCUGGCCCCAGUGCUCAUACGACUCGACAUCGCACUGCAUAACUUUGUCGAGCCUAUGGAAAUCAAAUUGUACGGUCACGUUCCACACUACGGAGAUAGUGGAACUCGAUCAUCACUUGCCGUGCUGCUGUACUUCAGCACGGCAAAAUUAGGUGUCGGUGUGCUCAGUGCCAUGGUCGUGGUCAUUCCACUUUCCAUGCCUAUGCAUGCACUCAUGUCACCUCGUUUUCGAGCUGAAUACUUUUGUGAGAGCUGGUGUCAUCUCACUGUUAUCAUGAUGGUAGCCACUGUCUUGUUGGUCAGUGGGUUCGUCGCCAUGCCACAUGUGGCCAAACUUUCGUGCGUCACGACGCGGCUUUUGUGUCGUGAGGUCUAUUCUUCAAUUUACAUGCACGAUUACGUUCCAUUCGCUCCAGAAGAGUCUUUGACGACGUAUGGCACCAACCAGUUAAUGGAACAAGUUUGA
Messenger RNA from Peronospora farinosa, 654 nucleotides. NCBI's taxonomy places the organism in Eukaryota, Oomycota, Peronosporomycetes, Peronosporales, Peronosporaceae. The record is from the annotation of a GenBank genome assembly.